This is a messenger RNA of Dacryopinax primogenitus, 786 nucleotides long. RefSeq lists its product as uncharacterized. The record is from RefSeq and is a predicted model, not a curated record. Lineage: Eukaryota; Fungi; Basidiomycota; Dacrymycetes; Dacrymycetales; Dacrymycetaceae. Gene Ontology annotation, cellular component: peroxisomal membrane. The transcript has 2 exons. The coding region runs from base 1 to 786 and encodes 261 amino acids. Gene Ontology annotation, biological process: peroxisome organization.
AUGAUCCUCCUCCUCCCGCAUCUCGCACUUCUCUGCGUGCUCUUGCCUAGCUACCUUCGACCGGAAAGAGACGCUCCCCAAGUCCCCCCUCUACCGAUAGAAGGAAGCACAGAAUGGCUCGCCAACGUCCAAGCCAUCCAGAACCUUAUGGGCUUCGCCUCAGACAUAUACGAUCUCGCCCUGCCCCUCCUGCCGCACCUUACGCAGCGCACGGUGUACUCCAUCCCCCUCACGCGUUUCCUCUCACUCAGCGUGCUCCUCCUCCUCCCCUUCCUGCCGUACCUCCCCCUCCGGCCCAUCUUCCUCUGCCUCGGGCUCUCCCCUUUCCUCCUCACCCACCCCUCCGUCCUCCCGCUCCACCCCCACCUGCUCGCCAAGCUUCACAGCCUAGGGAGCCUCGUAGCCCUCAAAGCAAAGGACGACGAUGCGCUCACCUGCUCGCACUGGACCGCUCGGGCAGGGGGGGAGCGUACCUGGGGCCUGAUCGAGACCUGGGAACGAGAAACCUUUAGAUUACCAGAAGGCGCCUCUGAGCAGAUAGGCAAGCAGUGGCUGCCCGAAGGCCUGCGCAGCGCGUUUGAAGUCGCGCUUAUCCCUGGCUGGGAAACGGUGGACGAAGGCUGGGUAUGUGACUUUUUUGCGGGGUGGGCGGGAGGGGGAGCGGAUGGCGAUGGGUGGGUGUAUGCGGAUGAAUUGGGGAGACCGCUGGACCCGCUACUGGGGAAGGGGGUGUUGAGGAGACGGAGAUGGACGAGGAGAAUUUGGAGGGUGCCGAAGGAGGUGUGA